UCUCGUGGACGAAGCUUCAAGCUGCCCUCCUCUUCGUGCUCCUCCUUGGACCCCCUAGGCCCCUAGCAACAAAAGCACCGCAUCACGGAAGGAACUCAUCAGCAACCACCUCCUAUAUAUAUAAAUGCACGCUGCCAGAGCAGCCUACCACACUCAAAGACGCAGCAAGACACAGCAGUACAAGUGCAAGAUCAUCAUCGGGGAAAAAAACUAGCAGCAGACCAGGCGCCAGAGAGCACAAAUUAAACGCAGUCAUCUCAGGAGGUGAUCGGCUGAGGAGAAGGUCGUGCAGCGCGGUCGAUCGAUCAUCAUGGUGUUGGGACUGGGAGGAUGCUGCGGUGGUGUCGCCGUCGCCGCGGUGUCGCCUGCUGCCGACCGGAAGCAAUCGGAGUCAGGAGGUGGAGCAGGUUACCCAGAAGCUAAGCAGCAGCGGGUGGCCGGAGAGGAGGCCGCCGCCGCCGCAGCCGCAGCAGCAGCAGGAGGCAAUAAGGAGAGGAAGAGGAGGGAUCGUGAGAAGGCUCCCGUAGUUGUGAUGCAUCAGUUCCCCUUCCACUCGCGCCCCGGCUUGCUCUGAAAUUCAUUGGUUGAUUUCCUCUUCUGUUGGUGUUUCUUCUGUGUUUUUUUUUUUAAAACUUUGGACAUACGAGCCAGGUGUGGUCUUUAGUUCUUUGAUCUUGUGUGUCAUCCGUCCAGAGAGAUACAUAUAUACAAAUUCAAUUUCCCUCAAAA
Messenger RNA from Sorghum bicolor (sorghum), 729 nucleotides. RefSeq lists its product as uncharacterized. The record is from RefSeq and is a predicted model, not a curated record. NCBI's taxonomy places the organism in Eukaryota, Viridiplantae, Streptophyta, Magnoliopsida, Poales, Poaceae. The transcript has a single exon. Bases 311 to 574 code for a protein of 87 amino acids.